AUGAUGCAGUACCUGGCAUUAUUAGCCUGGUGCUGCUUACUCGUGGGCCGUAUCUCGGCGGCUCCAUUUGAAGCGAAGCAAUCUGAUUUGAAAGACUUCACCUUUGACGAGAUCAUCCCGAACCAGUUCGGAUUGCGAGGAUUCAACGGAACGUGGUUGUCCGGAGAGGAGCUUCUGUACAGGAAUGGUGGAGACUAUGUGAAGCUGAACGUCAACACUGGGGACAGUGUCGUCGUGAUCACUACUGAUGUUUUGAGUCAAUUCCGUGGCGCUUCUAUUCAGCUGAUUAAACCCGACUUUACUAAAGUCCUGGUGCGAUACGAUGUCCGAACGGUCUUCAGACACUCAUCUCUCUCCAAGUACGCAAUCUACGACACAUUGGCCGGCACUACUUACCACGUUGCCAAUCAGGAGGAAGUUUCGAUUUGCAUUCUCUCCCCAACGGGACAAAGUCUUGCGUACGUGAAGGAUAACAAUGUCUACUAUCGAGAAUCACUCGUCGACCCGGUGGAACGACCCCUCACGCUUGAUGGUGUCCCGGGGGUCAUUUAUAAUGGCAUCCCGGAUUGGGUGUACGAAGAGGAAGUGUUCGGUACGGAUGCAACACUUUGGUUCUCGCCGAACGGACGCCGACUUGCCAUGGCAAGCUUUGACGAUCGUGAGGUGAAGGAGUUUACGUACCAUCUGUACGGAUCUCCGGACGACACGGACAAGCAGUAUCCGGAAGAGUUGCGGAUUCGCUACCCAAAGGUUAACACCACCAACCCGACCGUACAUCUGCGUGUUACGGAUCUGUCUGCCGGUGAAGUAGUAUGGGUGGAACUUCCAGCACCGCUCGCUACGGUCGGCGAGGAUCAUGUGCUCGGUACGGUGAACUGGGCUGGUGAGGAUGUGCUAGGCGUUAUCUGGACCAAUCGCCGACAAAACGUUGCCUCAUUCCAGAAGUGUGCAACGACCGACGGAACCUGCACGGAAGCGAUCCGAUUCGAUCGACCAAACGGGUGGUACGAUUUGUACACUCCGCGCUGUUAUAGCGCUGAUCGAUGCUUCCUGAUGGGAGAUAAUAAUGGGUGGCGUGCCGUGAUGGAAUUGGUUGGAGAGGGAGCCACUGCUCCUAUUGCCCGUACUCCGGCAGGUUUUACUGUGUCCUCCAUCAAUGGGUACGAUGAAGCGUCGCAGGCCUUGUACUACACAGCUGUCCCUGCCAGUGAGCCUCAUCAUCGGCAUGUGUACAGAAAUGAGGAAUGUCUUACUUGUGGACUAAAGGACGAAUUAGAGGACUCGGCAGAAUGUAACUUUGCAAGCGCGUCGUUCAGUGCGGAUCUCUCCUAUAUGGCAGCAACCUGCUCUGGACCAACACCUUCCUAUACGCAAAUCUAUCGCACUAGCGAUCGGCAGCUCGUAGCGGACUGGGAAUUAAACUUGGAGCGUCGUGAGCAGCUCAAGCAAUACAAGCAAGUCUCGGUACGAUUCCUACGCGUCCCGGUCGGUGAUGGUAACUUCCAGGCAUCGGUUCGACUCUACCUUCCACCGGAGAUUGACUUUGAAUCACCUGCCACAGCGCAGACCCGCAAGUAUCCGAUGGUGGUGAACGUGUACGCUGGACCAGAUUCGGUGCGCGUUACCGAUAGUUUCAGUGUUGGAUUCGCUAACUAUAUGGCCACAACGAAGGGCGUGAUCUACGCACAGAUUGAUGGGCGUGGAACGGGCAACCAGGGCUACGAGUUCCUGUUCUCCAUCAACAACCAGCUCGGUACGUACGAGAUGGAAGAUCAGAUUGCUGUUGCACGCUAUCUGCAGGAAACGUACACCUUUAUCGACCCACAGCGUACUGGUAUUUGGGGCUCGAGUUAUGGUGGUUAUGCGACUGCGAUGACGCUUGAGAAAGAUCACGAGCAGGUGUUUAGGUGUGGCAUCUCGGUAGCGCCAGUUACUUCAUGGAUGUUUUACGAUUCCAUCUACACCGAACGCUACAUGGGACGUCCGACUGACAAUGGUGUCGGGUACGAGAAGAGCGAUAUCAGUGGCUUUACGGACGAGCUGAAGAACCAUCUGUUCCUGCUGAUCCACGGUACCGCGGACGAUAACGUGCACUAUCAACAGUCGAUGGUGUUUGUGCGGGCCUUGCUGGAUCAUGAUAUUGACUUUGAGCAGAUGACCUAUCCGGAUGAGGCACAUUCGUUGUCAGGUGUACAGCGUCAUCUAUACCACACCAUGGAUCAGUUCUGGGAUCGUUGCUUUGAAUAG
Messenger RNA from Anopheles maculipalpis, 2247 nucleotides. RefSeq names its product venom dipeptidyl peptidase 4. The record is from RefSeq and is a predicted model, not a curated record. The coding region runs from base 1 to 2247 and encodes 748 amino acids. Gene Ontology annotation, biological process: proteolysis. Gene Ontology annotation, molecular function: serine-type peptidase activity; dipeptidyl-peptidase activity. NCBI's taxonomy places the organism in Eukaryota, Metazoa, Arthropoda, Insecta, Diptera, Culicidae. The transcript has 6 exons.